Molecule: messenger RNA, 1874 nt
Organism: Amborella trichopoda
Lineage: Eukaryota; Viridiplantae; Streptophyta; Magnoliopsida; Amborellales; Amborellaceae
Product: EamA-like transporter family
Cellular component (GO): membrane
Source: RefSeq, a predicted model, not a curated record
UGGUGUUUGGCCGGGCAUGGACUUCGUGUAGAUCGAGAACCCUGCCUCCACCCCCCCCGCCGCCCUCUGUCUCUCUCUCCUGAUCUGGUUUAGAAAAUGAAAUGGGGCUCGUUCUUCGUGGGCAUGAACCAUGAAUUGGGGUGGUUAAAGAUCUGAAAUUUGCUAUUUUCUUCAUUGUAUUAAUUUGUUCACAAAGAAUCCGGAAAUGGGUUGGAAGUAUAACGCUGGGUUACUCCUCAUUGGUACAACAGUUAUCAUAUGGGUUACCUCUGCUGAAGUUACACAGAAAAUAUUUACAGACUAUAGACAACCAUUUGCUCUUACUUAUUUGGGAGCCUCUCUUAUGGUUGUUUAUCUUCCAAUAGCAGCUAUCAAGGAUAUUACAUGCAAGUUAAUGAGGAAACGUUCAGCUAAGAGCAAAGGAAGUGUUGAAACUCUUGAUAAAUCAACAGGAAUUGGUUCACCUCUGAAACUUAUUGGUGCCGACAAGGUUUUUGAAAUGGAAAUGCAAAGCACUUUGACCAGAAAGGAUAGUGAAUUAGAUCUUUCUGCUCAAGAGGAGGGAAGGCCAUUGAUAGCAAAACACAAAGACAAUUUGGACUCAUUGAAGCAAAGUAAGGAGCUUACGACAAUGGAAAUUGCUAAGUUCAGCUUUUAUAUUGCCCCUAUUUGGUUUGCAACUGAGUAUUUGUCAAAUGCUGCACUGGCCCGAACAAGUGUUGCAAGUACAACAGUGUUAUCUUCAACUUCAGGCCUCUUCACACUCUUUUUUAGUGCUCUCUUGGGGCAAGACAGCCUCAAUGUCUCCAAAGUUGUUGCUGUAUUUGUGAGUAUGGCUGGUGUUGUAAUGACAACUCUUGGAAAAACAUGGGCUACUGAUGAGACACAGACAAGUACAGCAAGUGAUGGGAAGCGUUCACUUGUUGGUGAUCUAUUUGGUCUCCUCUCAGCUGUAACAUAUGGUCUAUUCACUGUGCUUUUAAAAAAGUUUUCUGGGGCAGAAGGAGAAAAGAUUGAUGUGCAGAAAUUUUUCGGAUAUAUUGGAUUGUUUACACUCGUUGCCCUUUGGUGGCUUGUGUGGCCAUUAACUGCCUUGGGGAUCGAGCCGAAAUUCACCAUCCCACACUCAGCAAAAAUAGAUGAAGUCUUGCUUGCAAAUGGCUUUGUUGGGAGCGUGCUCUCAGACUAUUUCUGGGCAUUAUCAGUGGUUUGGACAACUCCUUUGGUUGCCACCUUAGGCAUGUCCCUCACUAUACCACUUGCUAUGGUUGCGGACAUGGUGAUUCAUGGCCGCCAUUUUUCAGCUGUUUAUAUUCUUGGCUCGGCUCAGGUUUUUGCAGGAUUUGUAAUAGCUAAUGUCUCAGAUAGGUGUUCUUACAAGAUGGGUUUGUAACACUAGUCAAGCUAAUUCUUUUAGCAACGGCCAUUCUUUUGUUGUGGGCUAUACCUAUUCUUUGUUGGGGUGAAGUGAAAGGAAGUCAAUCAAGGCAUCACAGAAAGAUGGGUUAUCCCUAUUCUUUGUUGGGGUGAGGCGAAAGAAAGUCAAUCAAGGCCUCACAGAAGGAAGUGUAAUUUGAGGUGUGCUUUCAUUUGAUGGGCCCCUAAAUGAAAUAAAUAUCAAGUUACAAGAUUUAACUAAUCUCUCUCUCUCUCUCACUCACACACACACACGCACGCUGCAUGCACAUGCAAACACACACAUUAUCAGUAUAGGAUGCAUUCAGUGUUAUUUCUCUGGUGUGUGGUUAUCAACACGAGAAGUUGUUUGCCCACGAGUUACUACACUAGGGCUUUUGCAUUACACAGCUUCGGAAGCAGAAGUUUGGAAUUACAUACAAUCUUUUCAUAUUUAUACUCACUAUGAGCUUUCUGGA